AUGGCCUGGACUUCAAGUGGCUUUAGAAAGGAUCAGUUACAGCCUGCUCAGCCCAGCCUAAGGCGUGCGGUGAACGGUCACGCUGAGGAUGGAAAUGAGCUGCAGACGACACCAGAGUUCAGAGCACACGUCGCAAAGAAACUGGGAGCAAUGCUGGACAGUUUCAUCACUGUCUUGAAGGACUCGUCAGGACCUUCACAAACUGCUGUGCAAGAGUCUGACUCUGGAGACGACGGUUUUCGCCUCUUCUCUUCCUCUGUCCCAGGAGACUGUGGGAAAUCGGAGCCUUGCCCUGCAGCAAGGCAGAGACAGCCGUCUAGCUCCAGUGACAUGGACAGUGACCAAGAGUGGCAAAGGUACCAAGAGGCUGCUGUGUCAGCCGCAGACAUUCUGAAGCAAAGUGCUUUUCCUGCACUGUCCCAGGAUUCCAGCUGGGAUCAGAGUCAGGCUUACUUAGAGCACAGUCAGAAAAACAAGAAGAAAAAGAAAAUUAGGGGAGAGAACAAUAUUCAAGAGAAAACAAUAGACCCAGCAGAGAGUGACCAGAUCAGCAAAGAUUUGCCACGGUUGGUGUCCACAAAUGGACAGCAUGAGAGACGGGACAGCAAUCAUACAGAGAGCUCAGUGUUGCCAGGAGUCAUGAAGAAGAAAAAGAAGAAGAAAAAAAGAGAAUGA
Molecule: messenger RNA, 675 nt
Organism: Opisthocomus hoazin
Lineage: Eukaryota; Metazoa; Chordata; Aves; Opisthocomiformes; Opisthocomidae
Source: RefSeq, a predicted model, not a curated record